UGCAGUGUACAGUGCUGUGUUCCACAUUACGAUAUGAAGGCUUUUAUCACAUUCCUGUUCUUGACUGCCUCGGUUCUGGCGGAGCCUGAGCCGAGUAAAGUCGUGCAGAAGCGCAGCGGUCUCGUCGGCCAUUACGGAGGAGCUGUCCUGGGCCACGGCGUCGGCUUGGGUCACAUAGGUGGUGGCUACAGCAGCGGAGGCUACAUCGGCGGCGGAUAUGGAUAUGGCGGUCUAGGGGGACUUGGCGGUGGCUUAGCUCUGUCUUCAGGCGCAGUAGGGAUCGGCUCCGGAAUUGGCGGAGUUGGCACAAUCGUUGGCGCAGACGUCCACACCACUGUGACCAAGCAUAUCGGAGUGCCCGUACCAGCACCGUACCCUGUAGCUGUCGACAGACCUUUUCCAGUUCCAGUGAAGGUGGCUGUCCCGUACCCAGUAGACCGCCCCUACGCUGUUCCUGUCCCAAGACCGUACCCAGUGGCAGUCGAGAAACACGUCGCCGUACCAGUUGACAGACCAGUUCCGGUGCCAGUACCCCACGCCGUACCGUACCCAGUUGUCAAGCAGGUCGGCGUACCCGUACCAGCACCAUACCCAGUACCAGUAGCAAGACCAGUAGCCGUACCAGUGGCGCAACCAGUCCCAGUGGGCAUCGUCAAAUCUGUCUACAGCUCUGGAUUAUCAUCAGGUCUCCUCGGCUCAGGUUACUACGGCUCCGGAUACCUCGGCGGCGGUGGCAUCCACGGUGGACAUUUUGGUGGACACCUUGGAGGGCACUUGGGGGGACAUCUGCACUCCAAAAUCUGGUAA
This is a messenger RNA of Pararge aegeria (speckled wood butterfly), 807 nucleotides long. RefSeq names its product adult-specific cuticular protein ACP-20-like. Lineage: Eukaryota; Metazoa; Arthropoda; Insecta; Lepidoptera; Nymphalidae. The coding region runs from base 34 to 807 and encodes 257 amino acids. The record is from RefSeq and is a predicted model, not a curated record. The transcript is spliced from 5 exons.